UUACAGACGCAUCCGCCCACCUCUCCUUCCAAAAUAAUCGCGCUUUGUGUGUCCAACAUGUCGGCGCCCGUGGAAGUGGUCGUGUCUGCGGAUUCAUCGGGACAGCUGUGGAACUGCGCAGUUUUCGACCCUCAUUCCGGGACAAAUCUCCUGUCCUACCGUGGGGGUAACACCUCAUCUAGGUCUUUAACAGUCUUGAAUGGGGAAUACAUUUUAGGAGCUCAACUCGGCAAGAACUUCAUAAACGUGUGGGAAAUCCAGAGAAAGGACCAGUUACAGCAGAAGAUCGUAUGUCCUGGGGUUGUUACCUGUCUGUGUGCAUCCCCUAAUGGUCUCUAUGUCUUAGCAGGCAUUGCUGAUUCUAUAUAUCUGUGGGAGGUGUCAACAGGCAAUCUGUUGGCCAUUUUGAGUCGUCACUAUCAGGAUCUGACCUGCAUCUGUUUCACUGACGACAGCAGCCAUUUUGUUUCGGGUGGGAAAGAUAACCUGGCACUCAUAUGGAAUCUCUCCAGUGUUGUUCAGCUGGAUUCGCCCCGGACGCCAGAACCACGUCACAUCCUGAAGCUCCACUCCCUCCCCAUCACAGACAUACACUGUGGCCUAAUGGGACCACAAGCCCGUGUUGCCACAGCAUCUUUAGAUCAAACCGUAAAGGUCUGGGAAAUUUCUUCUGGGCAGAUGCUCCUGUCGGUUCUUUUUGAUGUUGGUAUCGUGUCUGUGACCUUUGACCCCUGCGAGUACUUCCUGUUUUGUGGAGGGAGCGACGGCAAUAUUUUUCAGGUGUCUCUCUGCAGCACGAGUUUAAGCCGGGAGAAAACCUUCCAGUCGGACAACGAUGGCAAUCAGGUCUUCAAAGGACACAGAAAUCUGGUGACAUGUCUGUCUGUAUCUAUGGACGGCACGCUCCUUCUGUCCGGCUCCAAUGACGAGACUGUCAGGAUGUGGGACGUUCAAAGCAAGCAGUGCAUUCGGUCCAUCAACCACAAAGGUCCUGUUACCAAUGCAUUCAUCAUACCAGCACCUGCCAACAUGUUUCUGCCCGACAGUCGUCCAGCCAUCCCAUUGCCACAGUUCAGUCGCCACCUGAACCCGUCAGAGCAGGGAGACGGUACAGGCGUUGACGGCGUGUGUCUGAGACCGGGAGCUAACACACAGCUGCAUGUUGGUGAUAUGAUUGGACCAGAGGAAGUUUUAAUGCAGCUUUCACAGAUGGAUAUGUCGGCCCUCCACCGCCGAGCUGGAGGGACAUAUAUGGAGAAAGCAGACGAGCUCUACUCUCUGAUGUGUGCUAUCACAGACAAGAGCGUGUUUGGUGAUGGAGAGAACACAAAGGUACGAGUGUCUGAACUGGAGGAGGAAGUGAGAACUUUGAAGAAGAUCAAUAAAGACCUGUAUGAGUUCUCCACUCAGCUUCUGACCAAACCCAACUAGAUGAGCUUUCAUCUCCAUCAAAGAACUGUCAAGAUAACUUGAGAUACUGGACUAAAACACCACCAACCUCAGGUUAUUCCUAAGCAUUUGAAGUGACCACAGUUCAUGAUUUUAUGCUGGUUUAGUAUGUGACGUUUACUUUUGUAGUCUUAAAUAUAAAAUGUUUCACUUGUUCUUCUUCUCUUAUGUUAUAAAGAAUUGACAUACAAUCGAUUAAAAAGUAUCUGUAAAAAAUAAUUCAUCUGUGUGACU
Misgurnus anguillicaudatus (oriental weatherfish) is the source of this 1683-nucleotide messenger RNA. The record is from RefSeq and is a predicted model, not a curated record. Lineage: Eukaryota; Metazoa; Chordata; Actinopteri; Cypriniformes; Cobitidae.